Molecule: messenger RNA, 969 nt
Organism: Entamoeba histolytica HM-1:IMSS
Lineage: Eukaryota; Evosea; Mastigamoebida; Endamoebidae
Product: P-glycoprotein-2, putative
Exons: 2
Coding region: 1-969 (322 amino acids)
Biological process (GO): transmembrane transport
Cellular component (GO): membrane
Molecular function (GO): ATP binding; ATP hydrolysis activity; ABC-type transporter activity
Source: RefSeq, a predicted model, not a curated record
AUGAAUGUAACAACAAACGCUGUUGCUGAUGCUUUUGCUGUAUUUGAUGUUACACCUGAUCCAGAUGAAUUAGCAAGAAAGAAUAAAAAACCAGAUGAUUCAGGAAGUGUUACUGUUAGACAAUUAUAUAGAUAUGCUAAUUGGCUUGAUUUAAUUCUUCUUGCUGUUGGUAUUUUUGGUUCUAUUGGAUGUGGUGUAUUAACUCCAUGUCAAAUGUUAGUUAUGGGAGAUAUGGUUGAUACUUUUAAUACAAAUGAUCUUAUGAAAGCCUUCCCUAAUCAAGAAGCAAUGUAUGAUCCAAAAUAUUAUAUUCCAUUUAAUCACGAAGUUACUAAAACUGUUGCAGAUACUAUUAAUGACCUUGUAUUAAAGAUGGUAUGUUUUGCUAUUGGAAGUGGUGUUGGUUCUUUCUUAAUGACUUUUUGUUUCUUUGUUAUGUCAGAAAGACAAGGAAUUAAAAUUAGAAUGUUAUAUUUCAGAGCAUUAUUAAGACAAGAUGCUGGUUGGUAUGAUUUCCAUGAAUCUGGUGAAUUAACUUCUAGAAUUGCUUCUGAUGUACAACAAAUUCAAGACGGAAUGUCUCAAAAGUUUGGUAUUAUUUUCCAAACAACUACUUCAUUCAUUGCUGGAUAUGCAAUUGGUUUUGCAAAAGACUGGGAUUUAACAUUAGUUAUUAUAAUUGCUAUUGCACGUGCAUUGAUUAGAAAUCCAAAAGUGUUAUUACUCGAUGAAGCUACAUCAGCACUUGAUUCAGAAAGUGAAAAGAUUGUACAAGAUGCACUUGACAAAGCAGCAAAAGGAAGAACAACAAUUGUAAUUGCACAUAGAUUAUCAACUAUUCAAAAUGCAGAUCAAAUAUGUGUUAUUAUGAGAGGAAGAAUUGCAGAAAGAGGAACACAUCAAGAGUUAUUAGAUUUGAAAGGAUUUUAUUAUACACUUGCUAUGCAACAAUUUGGAACUGUGGAUUAA